UGUGAGGACUAUCUUGGGACUCUGUUCCUUUAAACAAUUCUGAGUGGUAUAUGAGUAUAAUUAAAUAAUGACUUUUUAAGGAGUAGACAUGAUCUGUUACUUUGCAUACGCCAGUGAGCGAGCCGCAAAUGAGAUAGAUGCACCAUUUGAAUCGUUAUAUCGUUCUGAUCCCCGGCUGCUGUCACAAUUCUUCUAUGCCGAUGAGAGAGUGACUCGAGUAGUAACAGAGAUUAAUUGCCUGGAUGUGGAAACAGAUCCUCAGCAAUAUCUGGUGCUGCUAAAUCAGCUGCACCAUAGUCAGGCUGAACUUUUGGCCAUCAUAGAGCAGAUAAUGGAUGAGUGUAUCCCUAAGAAUCGUCAUGGCCGUGACUAUGUUGUCAAAUUUCCCGAGGACCUUCUAGUGGACAAUCUCCGAAAUCACAUGCUGUUUGCUGCUGAGUGCUUGAUGGCACGCACCUAUAUUGAUGUAGAUGAGGCUGAUGGAAUACGGCUGCGACCUCUGGCCAAGGAUCUGCUGUGCAGCUUAGAACUGGUGCGGACAGUACUCCGGGAACAAAGCCUGAGCCAACAUGGUCCUUAUUCAGAGCCUGUCCGUAGGGCACUGAUUCGCUUUGAUAUACUCUUUGCAGACUUUGAGCUGAGCUACGUGUCUUCGUUGGUUUCGGUGAAGUCACCUGAAGAAAUCUAUAGGCAACAGGAGAUUGUUGUGCUCUUCUGCGAAACUGUGGCCAGAGCUCUAAAGCUUGGCUACUUGACGCAGGAGAUGAUUGAUGGCUAUGAGCCGCAGCUGAUGUUCACAAUUCCUCGCCUGGCCAUUAUUAGUGGGCUUCUGAUCUACCCCGAUGGGCCCCUCAACUUGGAACGAAAGCCCGAGGACAUAUCUCGAGUCUUCAGCCCUUUUUAUGUCUUGCUUAGAAAAAUCAGAGACCUGCUGCUUGUGCUGUCCAAAGAAGAGCUUUACAUGUUGGAGAAACGUGUCCUGAAUGAAAGUGCUACAGACUCGCAGGCUUCCUGUGAAGUGGACUCUGCUGACUUUGGGAACUCUGUGGUGCGACAUGCUUGCCUAUCUGUUGCAAGGCAUCCUGGGCAGGAGUCUAAGAACACCCAGAUAGGAGCCAUUGCUGAUGUUUCACAGCACUCCCGGUGGUUGGAAUUGCGUGCCCAUUAUAGCAACACCGAGGACAUGAUCCACACAUUAUUUGUCUGUAUCUCUGGAGUGGCAGAUCAGCUCCAAACCAAUUUUGCCAGUGACCUGCGCACCAUCCUGAAGACAGUAUUUGAAAUUGCGACAUCUCGAACAGAGGAACUGGAAGUGACAGACACUGGCCAGAUGGGGGUCUGUGUGGCACCAGCAGUUCCUCAUCUGGCAGACUGUGCUCUGUGCUCCAGUGGUAGGCAAGGCCAUGGGAGAGAAGAUGCAUUGGAACCCCCAGACUGGGUACCAGACAGCACUUGCAGCCAUUGCAUGGCUUGCCGAGCACCUUUCACUUUUCUUCGUCGACGACAUCACUGUCGGAGUUGUGGGAAAAUCUUCUGCUCUCACUGCUCAUCGCACUUGGCACCUCUACCCCACUUCAGGCAGUUGAAGCCAGUCCGCAUCUGUACUCACUGCUAUACUACCCACAUACCUUCCACCCACAAAGAUGCCAGUUGCUUGUGAGCAUCAGCCUAUGGACUUGAGCUUUAUCACAUACCUUGUGUGCCUACAGAAACACUAAAGACUGGAAAGCAGCCUGCCACAUGCAAAAGACUGUGGGGCAACCACUUGUGUCUUAUUAGGAUGCUCUUGUGAGUGCUCCAGAGAGUUUUUCAUGGGAGGGGGGCGGGGUGGAACAGGAAGAGGAAGUUUUAGAAUGUCAGAGCAUGUGAUUUUUGUAUUAAUAUUUGAAGAACAUUUGUGACCCAUUUUGCCUGGAGCUAGAUUUAGUUGUAGAUAGCACUUGGGCAAACACUUCUGAAUGCUGUUAAUAGCCUCUUUCCCCUCCAUUGGUCCUUUCUCAGAUGGAGUGGACUGUAAUCCAUGUAAGGAUUGCCCGGUGCUGGUAGCCUGGCUUCCAGGAUUUCUGCAUUUAGGAAAGCGAGUGGGGGAGGGAGUCCAAGGCUAACUUUUCUGUCCUACAGGUUCAUUUUUGACAAGUCUGUAGAGGUGCAUUGCCUGACGUGGACUGCAGUGCAAUAAGGGCUUCAUGGUGCUUUUCAUUGAAACUGAAAGCAGGAUCUUGAGUCCAGCAGCACCAUCACAAAGCAUGUGGAGGAAAGCCAUUACUUUUUACCCACCAGCAUCUGACAUGUAGGAAGGGCUAAGAAGAAUUGUUUAGAAAAAGGCUGCAACAAACCUUGUAUGUUACUUUCUGUAAAAUUUUCUUGCCACACAAGCGUGUGGAAAAUGCUUUGGAGACCUCUCUGGGAGACUUACAGCUCCUCCCUUUGAGACGAGUGUGAGCUGGUAACCCUCCUGAAUACUUGAAUAAAUGCUGUCUGUUACUUUGCCAGCUUCUCUGGGUUCAAAAUAAAUUCUCACCACAAGAAGAUGCAAAUAA
This is a messenger RNA of Eublepharis macularius, 2540 nucleotides long. Its product is annotated as lateral signaling target protein 2 homolog. The record is from RefSeq and is a predicted model, not a curated record. Gene Ontology annotation, molecular function: metal ion binding. Gene Ontology annotation, biological process: negative regulation of epidermal growth factor-activated receptor activity. Gene Ontology annotation, cellular component: early endosome membrane. The coding region runs from base 89 to 1660 and encodes 523 amino acids. The transcript has 13 exons. Lineage: Eukaryota; Metazoa; Chordata; Lepidosauria; Squamata; Eublepharidae.